GCCAGCCGUAGGAAUACAUGCCUGCUUCCCCUUCACCUUCCACCAUGAUUAUCUUCUUGACACUCCUGUCAUUCAGCUAUGUUGCUAAAGCACUAGCUGGAAUUUUUAUGAAAAUAUCAAGCACUCAAAUAGAAAGGAGAUUUGAGAUAUCCUCUUCUCUUGCUGGUUUAAUUGAUGGAAGCUUCGAAAUAGGAAAUUUGUUCGUGAUUGUAUUUGUAAGUUACUUUGGAUCUAAACUACACAGACCAAAGUUAAUUGGAAUUGGUUGUCUUCUUAUGGGCACUGGAAGUAUUUUGAUGGCUUUACCACAUUUCUUCAUGGGAUAUUACAGGUAUUCUAAAGAAAUCAAUAUUGAUCCAUCAGAAAAUUCAACAUCAAACUUACCAAACUGUUUAAUUAAUCAAAUGUUAUCACUCAAUAGAACACCACCUGAGAUAAUAGAAAGAGGUUGUGUGAAGAAAUCUGGGUCACACAUGUGGAUCUAUGUCUUCAUGGGGAAUAUGCUCCGUGGUAUAGGGGAAACCCCCAUAGUACCAUUGGGGAUUUCUUACAUUGAUGAUUUUGCAAAAGAAGGACAUUCUUCCUUGUAUUUAGGUACUGUGAAUGCAAUGGGAAUGACUGGUCUAGUUUUUGCCUUUAUGCUGGGAUCUCUGUUUGCUAAAAUGUAUGUGGAUAUCGGAUAUGUGGAUCUGAGCACUAUCAGGAUAACUCCUAAGGACUCUCGUUGGGUUGGAGCUUGGUGGCUUGGUUUCCUUGUGUCUGGAAUAGUAUCCAUUAUUUCUUCUAUACCAUUCUUUUUCUUGCCUCUAAAUCCAAACAAACCACAGAAAGAAAGGAAAGUUUCACUAUUUUUGCACGUGCUAAAAACAAAUGAUAAAAGGAAUCAAAUAGUUAAUUUGACCAACCAAAGAAAAUAUAUUACCAAAAAUGUGACUGGCUUUUUCCAGUCUUUGAAAAGCAUCCUUACCAAUCCCCUGUAUGUUAUAUUUGUAAUUUUUACAUUGUUACACAUGAGUAGCUACAUUGCUUCUAUUACUUAUAUCAUUAAAAUGGUGGAGCAACAGUAUGGUUGGUCUGCAUCUAAGACUAACUUUUUGUUGGGAAUCCUCGCCUUACCUGCUGUUGCAAUUGGCAUGUUUUCAGGAGGAUAUAUCAUUAAAAAAUUCAAAUUGUCUUUAGUUGGACUUGCCAAAUUGGCAUUUUGUUCUGCAACAGUGCAUCUCUUAUCUCAAGUUUUACAUUUCUUUCUAAUCUGUGAAAGCAAAUCAGUUGCCGGCCUAACCUUGACCUAUGAUGGAAAUAGUCCAGUAAGAUCUCAUGUAGAUGUACCACUUUCUUAUUGCAACUCAGAGUGCAAUUGUGAUGAAAGUCAAUGGGAACCAGUCUGUGGAAACAAUGGAAUAACUUACCUGUCACCUUGUCUAGCAGGAUGCAAAUCUUCAAGUGGUAAUAAAGAGCCCAUAGUGUUUUAUAACUGUAGCUGUGUGGAAGUAACUGGUAUCCAGAACAAAAAUUACUCAGCGCACUUGGGUGAAUGCCCAAGAGAUGAUGCUUGUACAAGGAAAUCUUACGUUUAUUUUGUAAUUCAAGUCUUAGAUGCUUUCCUCUGUGCAAUUGGACUUACCUCAUAUUCCGUGCUGGUGAUUAGGAUUGUUCAACCUGAAUUGAAAGCACUUGCAAUCGGCUUCCAUUCAAUGAUUAUGCGAUCGCUAGGAGGUAUUCUAGUUCCAAUAUAUUUUGGGGCUCUGAUUGAUACAACAUGUAUGAAGUGGUCCACCAACAGCUGUGGAGCACGAGGGGCUUGUAGGAUAUAUAAUUCCACGUAUUUGGGAAGAGCCUUCUUCGGCUUGAAGGUAGCCCUACUAUUCCCAGUACUUGUUUUACUUAUUGUAUUUAUUUUUGUUGUAAAGAAAAAAUUCCAUGGAAAGGAUACCAAAGUAUCAGAAAAUGAAAGACAAGUAAUGGAUGAAGCAAACUUAGAAUUCUUAUAUGACAGUGAACAUUUUGUACCUUCUGCUGAAGAACAGUAAAGCAUGUAAUUAAGAGGAGGAAAAAAAAGUAAUUUUGCUGCUGUUUCCAACUAAUGUAUUGAUUCAGUAAGACGUUAUUUUUGUGGUGUUCUGGGUCUUUUCACUGAGAAUUCCCACAUUCUUCACUUAUGAUGCAACAAUGAAUAAGCCUGUGAAUUUAUAAUGAAACAAACUAUAAAAAAUGGUACCCAUGGUUAGGACAUAGCUACACAAGCAUUUGUAGUUUAGAGUAGAUAAUUCAUAAAAAUUUAAAGUGAGAGGAAUAGUUAAGAUGUAAUAGAAGAAAAAGUACUUGCUCAGGUAGUUGUAACUCUUAAUAAAACCAAUGACUAGAAUACAAGUGGAAGUAAAAAGGCGGAGAUAGAUUAAUAGCCUAAAUAAGGAGAAAAGCCUUAUGCCUUUUUUAAAACAAAACAAAACCGUUUAGACAUUUUACUUAGGCCUAAAAUCUAGCCUGGAUUUAUGCUAUAAUGAUAUCUAUUUUUCAUGUUAAAUUGUACAUUACUCAGAAAUUAUAAAUAUCAUUACUUUAUAAUUUGAAAUUGUGUUUGCUAGCCACCUUGAUGUAUUUUCUUCCAACCUCCCAUUAAGAUACUACUAAAAAAAUAGAAAUAGUCAAAUAUUUGCAAGGUAUAAUUGUCAGGCAACAUAUUAUAGCAUGUGUUAAGUUUCUGCUAGGUCUAUGGAAAUGGGUUUUUUUUUUAUUUUUGAUUCCAUUUUUAUUCACUUUGAGGAAGUGUUGCCUGUUUUUUUUUUUUUAUGUACUUAAGUGGCUAACAUAAACAAGACAAUCAGAAGGAAAAAAAAGAAGAAAAAAAUAAAAAUAAAAAUAAAAACAAAAUAUCCAUCAAUUUUAAUUUCACUCCAGUUAGAGAAAGUAAAAGCUCUGGUCUUAGAUACAUCUCUUAUAUUUCAUCUGUAGUGAGAAGAAAGAACACUCUUCAUUGGCAAUUAUUGAAUUAUUUGUUAGAAUAGCAUUUUUCCACAUUCAGCUCCCCAUCUUCUUGUAUAAGGAAAUGGUUUAAGAAAAGCUGACUUUGACUUGAGAAACAAAACCCAUUGAUAAGGUAUGUCUUCAUUGCAUCUGUCUGUUCUCUGAGAGAAAUAAAAU
This is a messenger RNA of Pongo pygmaeus (Bornean orangutan), 3141 nucleotides long. RefSeq names its product putative solute carrier organic anion transporter family member 1B7. NCBI's taxonomy places the organism in Eukaryota, Metazoa, Chordata, Mammalia, Primates, Hominidae. The record is from RefSeq and is a predicted model, not a curated record. Gene Ontology annotation, biological process: bile acid and bile salt transport; sodium-independent organic anion transport; transmembrane transport. The transcript has 14 exons. Gene Ontology annotation, molecular function: bile acid transmembrane transporter activity; protein binding. Gene Ontology annotation, cellular component: basolateral plasma membrane. Bases 18 to 2030 code for a protein of 670 amino acids.